GACAAGUGCCAAGAUGAGUUUGGAUCUUCCGCGUCGUCGACUGGGAAGGAUUCGAUGUUUACAGCAAUGUAUUUUGUGCUUUAAAGAAAAAAGACGGCUUCCAGAGUCUCUGUGCUAUGUACCAGCUCGUAUAGAAUUUAAGGCAACCGGCAGUUUUAAAGUAUAUGCCUUCGAAAAACCAAGCAAGCAAAGUGGCAAAGUGACAGAAAUUUUGUGUGAAAGUGACACUAGAAUUGUUGGUUCUGGAGAAGAAUUUUGUAAUUCAGAAGGACAGUGGAUAAAGAUAAUUGAGUAUUACAGUAAAAAAUCCAGAGAUAAAAGAGAGACAUUAGAAAAGGAAGCAUGGGCCUUGCUAUUUAAUAAUGCCAGUUCAAAUGAAGAGGAACCUUCACUUAUACAAGUGGAACAGGAAUACACAAAGCCAACACCAAAAGAGUUAAUAUUUGGAUGCAAGCCAAAAGUUAUAGACAGGUGGGAAGAUGUAGUAGAAGACAGUUAUUCUUUGAGGUGUGGCCGUGUCACAGAAGUUGCACCUCCAGAUAUGGAGGCUGUUAAAAGACUACAAACAAUUCCCCCAAAUUGGUCUAUAGACUAUGAUGAAGAGUUAGUGAAAUUUUUAACAGAACACGCUGAACCUGAUAAUGACCACUUGGGCAGUGUACGGAAUUAUGUAGAAUCCAUUGAAGUCUCUUCUUUCUGUGAUGAUGAUGGCUGCAAUAAUUUAACCGAUGGAGAUUCAGACACAUUUUGGGAGAGUGAUGGUAACCAAGGGCAGCAUUGGAUACGACUUAAAAUGAAAAAAGGAACUGUGAUUAAAAAACUUUUAUUAACUGUUGAUGGCAGAGAUGAUAACUAUAUGCCCUACCAUAUCAUAGUGAUGGGAGGAGAAGGGGACAAUCUUAGUAAACUUGAAGAUAUACACCUGGAUCAGAAUAUGAAUGAUAUGAGUGAUGUGUGUGUUUUAGAAAAUAUGCAGGAGCAUUAUCCCAUCAUCGAGAUCAGGAUAAAGGAAUGCAAAGAUGAUGGCAUAGAUACAAGAAUUCAUGGCAUAAAGAUCAAGUCUAGCAAAGAGAGGGACCUGGGACUCAGCAAGGACUUGUUUUCUUCACAGGAUCUGGUGAGAUAUCCUAAACUGGAAAAUGUAGCUGCAGAUUUGUUGUAUAGGAGGGCAAUUGGUCUUCAGAGGUUUAUCACAAUAGUAGACAGCACCUUGCCUUUUAUCCUUCCAGCCUGGGAGUACUCUGCAGGCUCUUUUAGCUCUCUUGAGGUUGUGCGGCAGCUUUUACCUUUAUCCAAGAAGAGAUUAGGAUUAAUAGAAACCUUCCUUAGAGAAUCGGAGACGGGGGUUCCUUCCAAUAUGCCAAAACUGUACAUAAAUCGACGAGCUGCAAUGGAACAUCGCCAAGACCCUUCUUUAGAUCCUGAGUACAAAAACUCUGUGUUUUACCAAAUUUACGAAGGCCUUAAACCCAGGGACAGAUAUGAUAAACAGCUGGACUACAGGUGGCCAAGUCGCAAUGACCAGUGGUGGGAGUGUAAGUUCCUGUCAGAAGGUAUAAUAGAUCAAGGGGGAGGGUUCAGAGACAGCCUGUCUGACAUGUCAGAUGAGUUAUGUCCUAGUGCCAGUGACGUCCCCGUUCCUUUGCCAUUUUUUAUUAGAUCACCAAAUCAGGCCCAAGAUGACUUGAAUGUAAAUCGUGAUGUGUAUAUUCCCAAUCCCUCCUGUCAGGAGUUGGCUAAGUAUCGCUGGAUAGGGAAGAUUAUGGGAGCUUGUCUCAGAGGGAAGGAAUCUUUGGUGCUCUCCUUGCCUCAGUUUAUCUGGAAAAAGUUAUCUGGUGAGACUGUCCACUGGUCCAGAGACUAUGUAACUGUGGAUGCUGCCGAGGUCCGUGUAUUAGAGACAAUGGAGACACUGGACCAGGAGACGUUUGAGGCUCACUUUGGUGAAGACAGGACAUGGACCACAGUGCUUAGUGAUGGGACACCACUACCUUUAAAAAGUGCCGAUUCUGACUCUGCAGUGCAAUAUGAAGACAGAGUGGAGUACAUUAAACUGGUGCAAGAAGCCAGGAUGAAUGAAUGUGAAGAACAGGUAGCAGCUCUGAGGGAAGGUUUGUUGAGUGUAGUGCCCCAGGCUGUGCUAGAUCUGUUAACAUGGCAAGAGUUGGAAAAGCGGAUAUGUGGAGACCCUGAAAUCACUGUGGAGGCUCUCAGGAAAACUACUCACUAUGAAGAUUUAGAACAAAAUGACUCUAGAGUGAAGUAUCUGUGGGAAGCCCUGGGAAAUUUCUCAAAUGAAGACAGAAGUAGAUUUCUGAGAUUUGUGACAGGCAGGCGGAGGCUACCAGCUCCACUCUAUGUCUGCCCAGAUAAAGGUGAAGCUGUAGAUGGUUUGCCAGAAUCUUCAACUUGCUCAAAUACUCUCUAUUUGCCAAAUUACUCCAGUGCAAAAAUUGCCGAAGAGAAGCUGAGAUACGCAUCAUAUAACUGUGUGGCCAUUGAUACAGAUAUGAGCCCUUGGGAUGAGUGAAUGACCAUUAAACUAACCAACACUAUGACUGAACAGCUACAUCAAUCACAUCAGACCUGGUUAUAAAUACUGGAUAUCAUUUAAACUGACCAGUGUAAUACUGCUAGCUGGAUAUAGAGGUCUGUGACUUGACCAAAAUAUGGACAGUGGAUUUAAAUAUUAGUGACCAUCUGUUAACGUUUCUAAAUGUUAGAUAUGUCAUUUACUGGUACCAGGUUACCCAUUGAUAUUAAGCUUAUUUAGCUUUCAUGUUCCAGUUGUACUGUAAGCUACUUCAGAGAGGCUUUUAAUCAGUGUCUUAAUAACUUUUCAUGUAAAGGGAUGAACUACGAGGAAUAAUGUGGAUAUUUGUCAAUUGUGCAAUAAUUACUAUCAAAACAUGGUGGAUUUUUAUACAGUGAAGGAAUAAUAGUAGCAUUCAGAUAGUUAUGUGUAUGUAUGUAUGUAUGUAUUACAUGCAGAUGACAAAGUAGAAGGAAAACUUGCCUAGUUAAAGUUAAGAGUUUCUUAUGCAUAUUGCAGAGGUUUAGGUAAUUGUCUGUAAAAAUUGUAAAUCAGAGACUACUGGUGUUAUAUAAUGUUGGGUGUUUUUAUGGUUUGGAUGGUUGACAUUUUGAUUGUGGCAUAAAAUGGAAAGAAUGUCCUGAAGCUUUUAACACAAGCAUAAUGAGUUAAUUCCCAAAGUUGUACAAAUUAUUUUAUGUCCUUUAUAAACAAGUUAAAUCAUAGUCUGUGAUUGAGGUAAUUCCAUUAGUUUGAAAAUUAUUUCUCUAGCAGACUAAUGAAGCUGAGUGUAUGCAAGUAUGCUUUUAGUCUCCUUAAAUUUUCUUAUGGAGUAACUGUGGCCUUUGAUACAAAUUGCAUGUAAAAUAUCCCUUUUUUAAGUCAGGCAUUAAUUUUCAUGACCAAAGCAUUAUUUGUCUUUACUUCAUACCAGUCUACAAGAACUCCUAUUCUGAUACUAACGCUGUAACUAUGAAAUCAUGUUAACCAUCAGUGUGUUGCAGAUUACUCUUCAUUAUUUGUGUUCCGUCUUCUGAUUAGACUCUUGAAUUUCUAAUAAUAAAUCUGUAUGCUGAACAGGCAUUUAACAAAAUAUGAUUUGAAUAAUGACUUUCUGACGUUAACCAGUUGGGUGAUCAGGCUCCCUGAUAACAUUUGCCAGCCAUCUUUACAAGUUCUUAAGUGUUUUCUGGGUAUCCUUCUGUAAUGAGAUUGUGAAUGAGAGACAGCAUAAGUAAUCCGACUUCUGCUUUGUUAUAUCUAGGUACAUAUACCAGCUCCUUUUACCUUAAAGCUCAAAGCCAAGUCCAGUUCGAAUGAGGUUAUCUGCUCCAUCAUCUAAUGAGGGCUAUCAAAACAUUAUCUCUGCUGAAUCAGGUUGUAAAAGUACAUGUUACAUAUCUCUGUGAAUGUGUUUGUUAUCAAAAUAGACAGUUUUUACAUGUAGCACAUUAAAAUUUGUACUCUAUGAUCUACAACCAUCAUAUGCUUUGUAUAGUUUUAUUUCCACAUUUUUGUGAAUAAUAACAAUGAAACCAGUUGGAUACCAUAAUUUAUAUUUGGUCAUAGUUUACAAAGAAAUUUGAACACAGCAAAUCUGAGAUUUUUUGUGGCAGUUUGUAAUAAACACGUAUUAUCUGUACAAUGUGUAGUAAAUUAUGACCAGGCUCUCAUACAGCAAAGAUAGAAGAAAAAAAAACAACCUUAAUUGAGGAGACACUAGUAAAUGAUAUGAAUCACAUCAUAAAGCAUAUCGUCCCCUUUUUUUUUCAUAAGGAUACAUCCAAUUGUGGGAGUUUUAAAGCUUUUAGUGAGGCAUGCUGCUUAUACCUUAAGGCUGUAUUCCCAGAGCUUUUAGAUCGACCUAUCCCGGCAGGGAGUCUCACUAGAUUACUGUCAGAUAAUCCGG
This is a messenger RNA of Lingula anatina, 4442 nucleotides long. RefSeq names its product E3 ubiquitin-protein ligase HECTD3. Gene Ontology annotation, molecular function: ubiquitin-protein transferase activity. The record is from RefSeq and is a predicted model, not a curated record. Lineage: Eukaryota; Metazoa; Brachiopoda; Lingulata; Lingulida; Lingulidae.